Carassius gibelio (silver crucian carp) is the source of this 1382-nucleotide messenger RNA. RefSeq names its product olfactory receptor 2AT4-like. The record is from RefSeq and is a predicted model, not a curated record. NCBI's taxonomy places the organism in Eukaryota, Metazoa, Chordata, Actinopteri, Cypriniformes, Cyprinidae. Gene Ontology annotation, molecular function: olfactory receptor activity; G protein-coupled receptor activity. Gene Ontology annotation, cellular component: membrane. The transcript has 3 exons. Gene Ontology annotation, biological process: G protein-coupled receptor signaling pathway. Bases 102 to 1382 code for a protein of 426 amino acids.
UUUAAACCAUUUAAUACAAAUUGAAUAAUUUAUAAUUCAAUACUUUUUCUAAAGCCAGAUAUUGUUUCUUUUGUAAACAGGUAUUCACUGCAGGUUUAAGUAUGUCACAGGUAAAUGAAACCACAACUUCUGUAACUGAGUUUUUCAUUGUGGGUUUCCCUGGACUCCAGCCCAAAUACUACAACCUGAUAGGAGCGCUUUUAUUCAUCAUCUACAUCGCUGUAAUUACUGGAAACUCUCUCAUUGUGGUCUUGUUUGUGACUGAACGCAGCCUUCAUAAGCCCAUGUAUAUUAUCAUGCUGAGUUUGUCCUUGUCUGAUAUUGGUUUCUGCACAGUAGCUCUGCCAAAAGUCAUUUCUCGCUAUUGGUUUAAUGACGGUUAUAUUGGCUUCUAUAUUUGUCUGUUUCAAAGGCAACUGAUUCACUAUUUUGGUACCUUGAACUCCCUAAUUAUGAUGAACAUGGCACUUGAUCGGUUCUUGGCGAUCUGUUACCCGCUAAGAUACCCUGUUCUAAUGACUAACCGUACUAUGAGGCUUCUAAUAGGGUUUUCUUGGGUUACUGCAGUGAUUGCUCCAACCAUUAGCUUAAUACAGACAGUGAAGCUGCCAUUCUGUGGGCCAAACAGGAUCGCUCAUUGUUUCUGUGAUGGUUCAUCUAUAAACCAGCUGGCCUGUGCUGAUGCAACCAUCACAAACCUCAAUGCAUAUGCUGUAGCAAUGUUUGUGCUUCUUGUUCCAUUCUCUUUCAUCAUAUUUUCUUAUUUAAGUAUCCUGGUGUCUGUGCUUCGAAUAGCAAAUGCACAGGGCCGAAUUAAAGCCUUUUCUACCUGUGCCACACAGCUGACUAUCAUUACCAUCUAUUACGUGCCCCGCUUCGUGGUUUAUAGCACUUCUAACAUCCCAAAUGUUCAGCUGCUCAACAGCAGUCAGAAGAUCAGCCUGGUCAUGUUCUACAGUCUGCUUCCACCUUUAGUGAACCCCUUCAUCUACUGCAUCAGGAUCAAAGAAAUCAGACAGUUCUUUAUCAAAUGGUCUGUCUACAUUAUCAGGAACAUUAAACAACAUCUGGAGAAACUGGGGGCGGUGUUGAGUCGGUUGGAGCAGGAAGAGUUAAAGGUGAAGCUCUCGAAGUGUGCGUUUUUCCAGCAGCAGGUACGGUAUUUGGGCCAUGUAAUCUCAAACCAGGGUGUGGCCACGGACCCCAAGUUAUUUGACCCUGCUGUAGAUGGAUUUGAAGAGCGCUUCAGUGCAGCACAAAAGUCAUCACAGGCCAUGUGCCACAUCCUGCCUAAAGUGCUCCAGUUUUUUCAAGUCUCAAAAAGGCUCUCUUCCCAGCAGCCUGUGAAGCCUGCUCUGUCUACUGCUCAGAACAAAGCAUGA